CCCUUCCCUUCCAUUACCUGGCCCUCCCUCCUCGAGUCGUCGAUGCAACCAAUCCCCUCUUCCCUUCUCCAUCUCAGAUUCCAACACCGCGUCGGCGUCGCGUGCUCGCCAAAUUCCAAACCCCAAUUCCUUCCCCCGACGUCCAUGCUUCUCUCCGCCGCAUCGUCCUCUCCCGCCGCCGUUCGCCCCCGCUCUUGUUGUAGCCUCUGCCCCUGUUGUUGUUGUUCUUGUUGUUGUCGCUGCUGAGGUAUCUGGCUAGGGUUCCGGUUUCGCGUUAAUCGAUUGGGGGGAAUCAUGGAUCUCUCGCGGCCCGAAUCGUCGGACCUCUCGCUCGGCCUCCACCCGCACGCCCACGCCCGCGUCCACGCGCGCGCCGCCCCGCUGCGGCUGUUCAACGACUCGGAUGACGUGAAGACGGAGGGCAGCUUCGGGGGCGGAGAUGGCGACGAAGGGGACGACGAGGGGGGAGACCAGCACUUCUCCCUCCUCGGCCACUCGCUCUGCGUCAAGCGCCCGCGCCGCGCGCUCUACGGAGGCGGCGGGGGUGGAGGGGGAGGAGGAGGGGAGUCGUCGUCCUGCUCGUCCUCGUCUUCGGCCCUGCGCCCCGUGAAGCGUCAGGCGGCCGGGGAGCGCAGCGCGGAUCUGGAGGCGCGACGCGGCGCGGUCCGCGCGUGGGGGAACCAGCCGCUGGCGGAGGCCGAUCCGGACGUGCACGAGCUCAUGGAGCGCGAGAGGGAGCGCCAGGUGCGCGGUAUCGAGCUGAUCGCGUCCGAGAACUUCGUCUGUCGCGCGGUGCUCGACGCCCUCGGCAGCCACCUCACCAACAAGUACUCCGAGGGGCACCCGGGGGCUCGGUACUACGGUGGAAAUCAGCAUAUCGACGCCAUCGAGCGUCUCUGCCAUGAGCGCGCACUCACCGCCUUUGGCCUCGACCCAGCCUGCUGGGGUGUCAAUGUCCAACCCUACUCCUGCACCUCCGCAAACUUAGCUGUCUACACAGGGCUCCUCCUCCCCAAGGACCGCAUCAUGGGCCUUGAGCCGCCAUCUGGUGGCCAUGUCAGCCACGGUUACUACACGCCUAGUGGUAAGAAGGUGUCUGGGGCGUCUAUUUUCUUUGAAAGCUUGUCAUACAAGGUGAAUCCACAGAAUGGGUAUAUUGAUUAUGACAAGCUCGAGGAUCGGGCAAUGGAUUUCCAUCCCAAGAUUCUUAUCUGUGGUGGGAGCUCAUACCCCAGAGAGUGGGACUUUGCACGGAUGAGGUUGAUAGCUGAUAAGUGUGGCGCAGUCCUCAUGUGCGACAUGGCGCACAUUAGCGGGCUUGUUGCAGCAAAGGAAUGUCGCAGUCCAUUCGACUACUGUGAUGUUGUAACGUCAACUACUCACAAGAACCUAAGGGGUCCUAGAGGUGGAAUAAUAUUUUUUAGGAAAGGGAAAAAUUUAAGGAAGCGGACUGGAUCUUUUUCUCAAGGGGAUGACAAUGAUUACGACUUUGAGGAUAAGAUAAAUUUUGCAGUUUUCCCUUCCUUGCAAGGAGGGCCUCAUAACAAUCAUAUUGCUGCCUUGGCAAUAACUCUGAAGCAAGUAGCGACCCCUGAAUAUAAAGCAUACAUUCAACAGGUCAAGAAAAAUGCUCAAGCUUUGGCAUCAGCCUUGCUCAGACGAAAAUGCAGAUUAGUUACUGGGGGCACUGAUAAUCACUUGGUACUUUGGGACCUCAGAACUUUUGGCUUGACCGGGAAAAACUUUGAGAAGGUCUGUGAGUUAUGCCAUAUCUCUAUAAAUAAGACCCCAAUAUAUGGGGACAAUGGCUCAAUAUCUCCUGGCGGUGUGCGGAUUGGAACACCUGCAAUGACUACUAGAGGUUGCCUGGAGGAGGACUUCGAGGUGAUUGCAGACUUCCUCAUCAGGGCAACACAGAUAGCUGGCAAUGUUUUAAAAGAGCAUGGAAAAAAGGAAUUUCUGAGAGGUCUGGAGAACAAUAAGGACAUCAUAGAACUCGGUAAUCAGGUUGAGAGUUUUGCUUCGCAGUUUGCGAUGCCAGGUUUUGAUGUAUGACUGUACAUAUAUAUUACAUCUUCUUGAGGAUUGUCCAGAUUCAUCAGCAAAUAGCAACUGUUUUGUUAUCAGGCUGUUCAUAUACUGUAAGCUGUUGCUUUCAACAGCAUUGGAGUAGGAAACAAAUUUUUAGUUUGAAAUUGGUCUUGCUCUUGACUAUCAAGCAAUGGUGUACAGGCUUGCUGCCUAAAGUCUUGGUUGUGAUAUGUAUGUAGUGAAUCGUAUAGGAUAUAUUUUCCUUCGUGUUUUUCAUCACCCUACAAGGUCAUAACAAUAUUUUAGCCUGGUUGGUCUGCUAGACCAUCUGCUGUUUAAACCAUUGAGUUGGAUCCAGUCCUAUAACUUUGUUUAUCA
Messenger RNA from Brachypodium distachyon (stiff brome), 2409 nucleotides. RefSeq names its product serine hydroxymethyltransferase 7. Gene Ontology annotation, molecular function: zinc ion binding; cobalt ion binding; pyridoxal phosphate binding. Gene Ontology annotation, cellular component: cytoplasm. The transcript is spliced from 4 exons. Lineage: Eukaryota; Viridiplantae; Streptophyta; Magnoliopsida; Poales; Poaceae. Bases 295 to 2055 code for a protein of 586 amino acids. The record is from RefSeq and is a predicted model, not a curated record. Gene Ontology annotation, biological process: folic acid metabolic process; L-serine catabolic process; tetrahydrofolate interconversion.